Vollenhovia emeryi is the source of this 3760-nucleotide messenger RNA. Its product is annotated as macoilin-1. The coding region runs from base 284 to 2458 and encodes 724 amino acids. Lineage: Eukaryota; Metazoa; Arthropoda; Insecta; Hymenoptera; Formicidae. The transcript is spliced from 12 exons. The record is from RefSeq and is a predicted model, not a curated record. Gene Ontology annotation, biological process: neuronal signal transduction. Gene Ontology annotation, cellular component: rough endoplasmic reticulum membrane.
CGAAUGACAACAAAAGAGACCGAUAGAAGUUCGCGCGCGCGAGAGUGCGAGCCGAGGCCGGAGAGCGCGAGCCCGAGUCUUUUCCGCACGCGAGUGUGUUACCCCCGCGCGCAGCGCCCGUGGAGGCCCCCGUGCGCGUACGACACACGUCCCAGCCGCCGCCGCUGCCGCCGCCGUCGCCGCGGCCGCUUUUUUUUCCGUUUACCCCCCCGUGCGUAGCGCCGCCGCCGAGUAACGUCGCUUAACGCCUGGCUGGUGGUGAAAGGUGCACACGUUGAGGAAUAUGAAGAGGAGAAAUGUCGAGUGCGGUAAGCUUCGGAGGCCCUUGAAACGCAACAAGCUCACCGAGGGGAUCUACGGAAGUACCUUGCUUUAUCUGAAGUUUCUUCUACUAUGGGCCAUGGUGAUCCUGGCAGACUUCAUUUUGGAAUUCCGUUUUGAAUUUCUGUGGCCGUUCUGGCUGCUCCUCCGAAGCGUUUACGAUUCCUUUAAGUAUCAAGGCUUGGUCUUCUCUGUAUUUUUCAUUUGUAUUGCACUCACGUCCGACAUGAUUUGCUUCUUUUUCAUCCCCGUGCAUUGGCUGUUUUUCGCUGCCAGCACUUACGUUUGGGUGCAAUACGUCUGGCACACAGAUAAGGGAGUGUGUCUACCAACUGUGAUGCUGUGGCUACUAUUUCUAUAUAUAGAAGCAGCAGUGCGAUUGCGUGACUUACGUCAUAUGCCAUUUCACCUAGACCUCUGUCGGCCGUUUGCAGCACAUUGCAUUGGCUAUCCUGUAGUUACAUUGGGCUUUGGUUUCAAGAGCUAUGUAGGCUACAGAAUGAGGCAGAGAAAACAGAAAGACGUGGCAAAGGAGAACGAGUUCUAUCUACAAUUACUGCAGCAAGCACUGCCUCUAGAGCAACAAGCUAUGUCGAUGCAGCAAAUCCAACCGCAGGUGCAGCCACAGACGCAACAGGUCACUGCGUCGUUGGAACAACACGUGAAAACGCAAGCACACAAAUUGAGUCCACAGUAUAACCCGAGCCCUGAAAAAAGCAGAGGUAAGGGCAAUAACAAUUCCAUAGAAACGAACGUACAAAAUGGCGGAGUACACAACAGUAGCCAGGUGACAUCACAGACACAGAGUGCUACUACCAAAAGUACUCAUAGAAAAUCCUUAGACAAGAGUGAAAAGCAGGAAGAGCAGCAUAAUAAACACAACGUAUCAAAUAACUCACCAUCGGACAAAAGCGACAAGCGAUUUAUACACAGUAACGGGAGUACAGUUUCGCACAGUGACAUACAACUCAUCGAGAGGGUGGGAUCUGUAAAUGAUUUUGACGUAAACGAGGUAGAAAAGGACAAGUCUAUCAAGGGUUGCGGGAACACCACGAUAAAAGCACAAACGAAUGGUUCGGUAACUGGUAAAUGGAAUAACGUCAAGGAGAGUCGGGAUUCAUCGUCGACCACCAAUGCCCAACGGGAACGUAAGACUCGUCAGGUUAAAAACACGAGCGACCCCACGGCAGAGCAACAGAAACAGCAAGAAGAUUAUUAUCAAAGGUUACUGGUGUGUCGCAGGCUCGAGGCGGACAUAAAACGUUUGAAAUCAGAUUUGCAGUCAAGUCGGCAAUUGGAACAAGAAUUACGAUCACAAGUUAAUGUCUUGCUCAACGGAGAGCGGCAAGCCAAGGGCGACAUUCAACAACUCCAACAUGAUAACGAUCAGUUGCAAAGCAAAUUACAUGGUCUAGUGACGGCGCGUCAACUGGAUAAGCAAACAAUGACAUCGUUGGAAAAGCGAAUUGCGGAAGAGCGAAAACAACGUACCGCGUGCGAAGCGUCCUUGCUCUCUGAACGAAGGGCACGACGAGCCGCCGAAGAGGCACGCUCCGCGAUUCCACCGCCGCCACCUCCGCUUAUUAGACAAGAGUGUACUGACGUAUGUAAAAGUCGAAGAUCUCAAAUGGAACAGGAUCUUAAAAAUCUGCGCCGAGAACUCAAACUGAAGGAAGAAAGAUGUAAUGCAUUGGAAAACGAUGCUGCGCGUUGUAAAGAGACUCACAGAGAGUGCGAAAUUCUACUCCCUGCACUCAAUGCGUUGCAAGACAAAAAUGCACAUUUGGAAAACAGCUUGAGCGCGGAAACACGUAUAAAACUGGAUCUCUUUUCGGCACUCGGCGAAGUCAAGCGGCAACUAGAAAUUCGAGAAAGCUUAAUCAGAACUCAAGAGAAAGAAAUUGAGAUGUUGAAAACAAAAAUAGCGCAAGAUUUAGCUGUGAUGCCACAAGACACAUUUGGUCCAGCGCCAACCUGUGCGACGUCCAAGCUUCGUUUAAAUAGUGAAGUGAGAGUAGCAGGAACAAAAAUACGUUCGAAUGAAAGUCCCUGUCCGGGGUGUACCGUGUCGAAUUUGGAUCCGAAUGCGACAGCGUACACGCCUAAAAGUUCCCUUGUAGCGUCGACUGAAGCUUAAGGAACUGCACUUCUCUCAUCAGAACCCGAUAGUAGGAUACAUCAACUACAAAAGAAUGUUUCAAGUUUCUCCGUGGAAAUAUUAAUAUUCAGUUCACAAGUACGCCAAAAUAUGGAUUUAUCGGUAUCAGCUGCGGUUCUUUUCUGGUUCAUUUCCAUCUUUAAGACGAGACAUAUUUUUAUUGUAUACGGAUCUCCUCCCCCAUUGUAAAAGAAGCCUGGAAGUCUUCCAUGAGAAACUUGGCGAAACAUGUUUUGUAUCGUGUCUUGUUUCAAAAAGGAAUGGAACCGUUGACAUUACUUAUGAUCACACGACACGGCACUGGUUUCUAGAAUGUCAAAGAAAGCCAGUGACAGUCUUAAUUUGUAACAUUUAUGCUGCAGGUUGAUCUUACGGAUAUAUAUAGUAUAACAAUUUGUGAACAAAACCAGUGAAACGUAACUAUUUCUUUACACAUACAUAAAUAUCGAUAAUAAUGCCUAACAAUUUAAAAAAAUCAUAUCUGACUGUUAGUUUAUGUAUAAAAUAUGUUUUAUAUUUUAUAAGAAUAACUCGGAAACUAUCUUAUAUAUACACAUUUGUAUAUAUCAUAUGCUUAACGUUAUGAUAUAGAUUUUUUUUAUACGUGUACGUUUUUGAUUACCUCUGAUUUAUGCGUUAGUAAUUCAGAUCGAUCUUUAUGUAGCAAGAAAAUAAUGACAAAUAUCUUAUAGCGAAGUCACGAUGAAAGAGAAGCUGAAAGAGUUAUAAUAUCCGUAUUACGGUCUUCCUGCAGUAUAUGCCUAAACAUGCGAUGAUGACUUGUCGAGGAUACAUUCUUAUUCAAGUCGUAUAACACUGAAGCUAGUCCAUCAUACAAACUAUUUAAAUAUCAUUGGCGUGUCGAGCCAUUUUAUGUUAUGCGAUCAUCAUGCAGAAAUAGCCAUUGACAACAUAGAAAUAUGAGCAUCAUUCAAGAAGGAUCAAAGUAAAUGUCACGACGCCAAAUUUGUUUUAGGUAAUCCGUACGAUGAUACUCUCACAUACACACAUGCGCGUAUUUCUGUGCUUUUAAAUUUUUCAUGUUUUUAUUAGUUUAAGAAUUUCGUUUUAUGUGUAUUGGCUUUCAAAACGGUAUAAAGGGUGGCCAUUGCAUUUUUCGUUUGAGUAAAAGUAAUAUAUAAAUUUCGAUUUGAUAAGGACGAUUGAUUCGUAAAAUUUGUUAAAGGUAAAAAGAUGUUAUGGCUAACUUGAUCUAAAUUAAAAAAAUAAGAGUUCAAAUGCAAAUUAAUAAUUUUAUGACGAGUACAAAGAUAGAAAAAG